GCCAUGCUUCAUAAACAGGUAAACACAAGAUAGGCCCAAACUGCAGCCAGCCUCUGGCGGGCCUUGCCUUUGAGGACGGAGUUUCACAGGACUCCAUGGGGAGUGGAUUUUGUUGUUCUUCCUAAUACUGCUCUGAGCCCUUCCUGACAGCAGUCAUUAAGGUGAAGGGAACGCCAUGCCUGGUGGAGAUCAGGAACCAGGGCGCUACUACGUGGGUGUGGACGUUGGGACAGGCAGCGUCCGUGCGGCUCUGGUGGACCAGAGGGGCAUCCUGUUGGCCUUCGCAGACCAGCCAAUUAACAAGUGGGAGCCUCAGUUCAACCACCACGAGCAGUCCUCUGAGGACAUCUGGGCCUCAUGCUGUGCUGUCACAAAGAAAAUUGUGCAAGGGAUCGAUUCAAACCAAAUCCGGGGGCUUGGGUUUGAUGCCACGUGUUCUCUGGUGGUUUUGGAUAAGCAGUUUCGUCCCUUACCGGUCAACCACGAAGGGGAUUCUCACCGAAACAUCAUCAUGUGGCUGGACCACCGUGCAGUCAGUCAGGUGCACAGGAUCAACGAAACCCAGCACAGCGUCCUGCAGUACGUGGGGGGUGUGAUGUCUGUGGAAAUGCAGGCCCCAAAGCUUCUGUGGCUAAAGGAGAACUUGCGAGAGACUUGCUGGAAUAAGGCGGGGCAUUUCUUUGAUCUCCCAGACUUCUUAUCGUGGAAGGCAACAGGUGUCACAGCACGGUCUCUCUGCUCCCUGGUGUGCAAAUGGACAUACUCAGCAGAGAAAGGCUGGGACAACAGUUUCUGGAAGAUGAUUGGUUUGGAAGACUUGGUUGCAGAUAAUUACAGCAAAAUAGGAAACCAAGUGCUGCCUCCUGGAGCUCCUCUUGGAAAUGGGCUUACACCAGAGGCCGCGAAAGACCUUGGCCUUCCUGCUGGGAUUGCCGUGGCAGCCUCACUUAUUGACGCCCAUGCAGGAGGACUAGGAGUGAUUGGAACAGAUGUGAGGGGGCACGGCCUCGCCUGUGAGGGACAGCCGGUGACGUCACGGUUGGCUGUCAUCUGUGGAACAUCUUCUUGUCACAUGGGGAUUAGCAAAGAUCCGAUUUUUGUACCAGGUGUCUGGGGUCCUUAUUUCUCAGCCAUGGUUCCUGGGUUCUGGCUAAAUGAAGGUGGACAGAGUGUUACUGGGAAAUUGAUAGACCACAUGGUGCAGGGCCAUGCUGCCUUCCCUGAACUGCAAGCCAAGGCCACAGCUCGAUGCCAGAGCGUAUAUGCAUAUUUGAACAGUCACCUGGAUCUGAUUAAGAAGGCUCAGCCUGUGGGUUUCCUCACUGUUGAUUUACAUGUUUGGCCAGAUUUCCAUGGCAACCGGUCUCCCUUAGCAGAUUUGACACUGAAGGGCAUGGUCAGCGGAUUGAAACUGUCUCAGGACCUUGAUGAUCUUGCCAUUCUCUACCUGGCUACAGUUCAAGCCAUUGCUUUUGGGACCCGCCUCAUUAUAGAGGCCAUGGAGGCAGCGGGGCACUCGCUCAGCACUCUGUUCCUGUGUGGAGGCCUGAGCAAGAACCCCCUUUUUGUGCAAAUGCAUGCGGACAUUACUGGCAUGCCUGUGGUCCUGUCCCAAGAGGUGGAGUCUGUUCUCGUGGGCGCUGCUAUUCUGGGUGCCUGUGCCUCGGGGGAUUUCACUUCUGUACAGGGAAGUUCAUCAAAAAGGGUUGCCGAUUUCAUCCUCGUUGGUCCACAUCUCUGGAAGAGGGGAGCGUUCUUGUGUCUCUCUUACGUGCAGUUGAUGAGACUGGUGGGCUGUCCUCGGAUGACUGGGGAGUUCAGCAUCAUCCUUUCAUUAUGUAGAAAUGGAAACAGAUGGAGAAGGUGGCAGGAGGCCAUGGCAAGAAUGAGCAAAGUUGGGGAAGUUGUGUUUCCCAGACUUGAGGAUAAAAGGUAUUAUGACAAGAAGUAUCAAGUAUUCCUGAAGCUGGUUGAACACCAGAAGGAGUAUGCAGCGAUCAUGAACAGGGACUGACCAGUGCCAGUGGCAGAAGGUUUUCUGGCAUUGAACUGCAGACCUCUGUCAUUUCAUCUUAUAUUCAGAACCUUUAGGUAUCAUUGUAUCAUGCUGUAUUGUCUUUUAAUAAAGAAAACCAAGACAUUUGCAACCAUAA
Artibeus jamaicensis (Jamaican fruit-eating bat) is the source of this 2153-nucleotide messenger RNA. It is a transcript of the gene FGGY, whose product is annotated as FGGY carbohydrate kinase domain containing. Lineage: Eukaryota; Metazoa; Chordata; Mammalia; Chiroptera; Phyllostomidae. Gene Ontology annotation, molecular function: phosphotransferase activity, alcohol group as acceptor; kinase activity. The record is from RefSeq and is a predicted model, not a curated record. The transcript has 18 exons. Gene Ontology annotation, biological process: carbohydrate metabolic process. Bases 176 to 2014 code for a protein of 612 amino acids.